Molecule: messenger RNA, 2053 nt
Organism: Ctenopharyngodon idella (grass carp)
Lineage: Eukaryota; Metazoa; Chordata; Actinopteri; Cypriniformes; Xenocyprididae
Product: arrestin domain-containing protein 3-like
Exons: 7
Coding region: 1-1209 (402 amino acids)
Biological process (GO): protein transport
Cellular component (GO): cytoplasm; plasma membrane
Source: RefSeq, a predicted model, not a curated record
AUGUCUAGAUCCAUCAAAGUCCUCAGUCUUCAUUACAACAAGAUUAAUGAAAGCAAUACUUUUACUAGUGGGGACAUUGUGGAGGGGCAAGUUGUUUUGGAAGUGACCAAAGAAAUAGAUGUGGACAGUUUUUUUGUGAAGCUGAAGGGAGAUGCAAACGUGCACUGGACUGAAAAAUCAGGUGAUAACGAAAGAACCUACCGUGACCAUGAGAGAUACUUCAAACUAAAGCAAUACUUCAUUCAAGAGAGCUCGAAGAAAGGACAAGAAAGGAAUAUCACACUUGUAAGUGGAGAAACUUAUGGACCAGUGAUUAGACCAGGAUGUCAUGUUUUUCCAUUCAGAUUUCAGCUGCCUCAAAAAAAUAUGCCUCCAUCUUUCAAAGAAUUUAAUGCUUGGGUUAGAUACGUCAUGACAGUCAAGCUGAAGAGGCCUUUGAAGCCAACAUCUACAACAUGUGCAGAAUUAACCUUUGUGCCCAGGAAUGAUGGGACCAAUGAUCAUUUACUGCAACCACAAUAUGGCACACAAGACAAGAAAAUUAAACUUUUUGGCUCAGGAAAAAUGUCAAUGACAGUGACAACAGGCAAAACUGGCUAUAUGCAAGGUGAAACAAUCAUAUUUUUUGUUGAUAUUGACAACUUUUCAUCUCGUGACGGCAAGUUAAAGUACAGCCUUGUGCAGCAACAGACGUUCAUUGCUGGCAUGAGAAUUAAAAGAAGAUUAAGAUACAUAGUCCAAGAGACUAAAGAUCGCAUCCCAUCUGGAGAAAAGCAAGAAUUCAUAGUGAACCUGAAGCUUCCACGUGACCUGACUGUCACCUUUGAAAACUGCAGAAUUAUAAAUGUGCAGUACCAACUCAAGGUGUCUCUGGAUGUGUCUUUUUCCUCAGAUCCAGAAGUUAUUUUCCCUGUGGUUAUUCUUCCAGCUGACCAACAAUAUCCUCCCUGUCAAGGCCCACCUGUAGGAUUCCAGCCAUAUCCGCCACCUCAGCCUAACCUUGUGCCCUGUCCUGGUGAACAACCACCUCCAUAUGCAGAACUUUACCCCAAUCUGUAUGACCCUACAGCUCUACCCCAUCCAGGAGCUGCUGCAGAGGUUUAUCCAGAUCCAAAUGCAAUGCUGCCUGGUUUCCAUCCGACUCCAUCUGCACCAGUUUAUGAUCCAAAUGAAAAAACAUUAGAAUCCUAUCCUAAUUUGCCUUAUUAGUCUCCUUCACCAGACAAAUGUCUGACUACCACUUAUGAUUUGUCAAUUAUAACUUCAUGGUCUUAGCUGCAUAAUUUUAGCUCAGCAUUUAUCAUUGUGCCUUAUAAACUAGGACUUUUCUUCAUUUUACAGGGAAUCUAGCUGCAGUUCUUGGGACUUUAUCUCUAACCACUCCAACUAAAACUUAUUUAGCUGAAUCUGAUAGUACUGCAUGCUGUUCUUUUUAGAACAUAUUGCAGCUUUUUGUUGCUGUUGUUGUUCUAAAUUUUCACUUUUGACCUCCCUUCAUGUUAAAAUGAUCUAUGAACUGUAAUUGCUAAAGACCUUUACAUAUUUGCACUAGUUUCUUUACAAAGUUACUGUCAUGUGUAUAGUGCAUGUGUUUUGUUUCUGUUUUUCCUGUUUCUGUCUACCUGAGUUUGCCUGUGUUCCCUAGUUAGUUUCCAUGGUUGUUAAUUAGUCCCACACAUCUGUUCUGAUUUAUUAUUAUUAGACUCUCAACAUACACAAAAAUCUCUAGGCAUCAAAUACUUUAACCCCCUAUGUCAAAAAAAUUAUUUAUCUCACAUAUAAAGUCUAAAUAUUAAAAUAAAUCUCUGCACUUGAAACUUUCAUGCAUCUUAACAUGAAGAUAUCAAAAACAUUGGAAUGUUUUUCAUCAAAAAAAAAAAAGGCAGAUACUACACUCUACAUAAACUCAAAACGUCUUACAUUGUAUGUUGUAAUUAUGCAUCUAUAUCACCAUGCGUAGGUAAAUUCAAAUGAGAUUUUGAUCAUACAUCCUCAUCCCCCAACACACUUGCACACAAAGUAAAGUUCCUUGAUGUCAACAGUCUCUGACAGA